Sardina pilchardus (European sardine) is the source of this 2415-nucleotide messenger RNA. It is a transcript of the gene tnfaip2b, whose product is annotated as tumor necrosis factor, alpha-induced protein 2b. Gene Ontology annotation, molecular function: SNARE binding. Lineage: Eukaryota; Metazoa; Chordata; Actinopteri; Clupeiformes; Clupeidae. Gene Ontology annotation, cellular component: exocyst. The transcript has 12 exons. Gene Ontology annotation, biological process: exocytosis; exocyst localization. The coding region runs from base 266 to 2278 and encodes 670 amino acids. The record is from RefSeq and is a predicted model, not a curated record.
AUAUGGAUGUGGGUUCAAUGCCAAUAUGGAUGUUGGUUCAGCGCUUGUGCCACUUGCUGGUCUAGUUGAUGCAUCACAGAUGGCUGUUAAACUCAUCUGAAUGCAUAAAACUGUUAAACUGCUCAACGUAUGCCUUUCUUUACUUAAACAGACAUAACAGCUCGAGACAAACGGGGUCUUCCCGUUAUCUGCGCGCUUGGGAUAGCUCAGCCCGCUACUGCCCAUCGUGACGUCAGGCUCGCGGAGGGCAAUAAGUACCGCGGUGAUGAUCAAAAAGAGCCACGUUGCGCAGGCGCUCUCAGCGGUCCGGUCCAAAGUGGAGAAACCUCUGGCCAGAUGCAAGCACGCGCUCACACGGAACCAGCACGCGCAGGAUCCGGAUCCCGACCCCUCCGGCGCGCUCGGCGGUGAAGUCCCACAGGUUCCCACUUUUGAGGACAACCUUCAGAGGCGGUGCUUCUCCGAGGCCAGCUUGCAGCUGAUUGGUCGAGAGGAGAGUCUGUUUGGGAGUGGCCAGCAGAAGCAGGAAGAGGAGGCCGAUCUUCAGCAGGAAGAGGAGGCGGGGCUUAAUCAGGGGGAGGAGGCGGGGCUUACGCAGGAAGAGGAGGCGGGGCUUAAGUAUGACUAUGAGAGGCUUUGGGAAGAGGGGAUUAAGCCGACAAUCAGGAAAUCCCUCCAACAUCUCGACCAAUCAGAUCAGGGAGCUCUGAAGGAGGCGGUGCUAGCCAUCCAGCAGGAGGAGGAGCAGGACAGGAGGUGGGAGGGGCCACAAGAUCGGGAGCGUCCUGAUUGGAGGCCAUGGUGCUACAGACACGCCCAUGACGCCCUAUUGGAGGAGAUGGUGAGGGAGCGCAUGCAAGAGGUGGAGCCGUACCCAGGGGGAGGGUCUUCUGUGCAGCGCGAGCUGAUUGGUCUAGGCCAGCGAAUCAGGGAGGACAUGCUGCAGGUGGCGCGGCAGGUCAGGGGCUGUUACCCAGGCAACAGGGACGUGGGCGUGUGCUGUUACCCAGGCAACAUGCACGUGGGCUGUUACCCAGGCAACGUGGGCGUGUGCCAAGCGUACGCCCGCCUCUACCACCAGGCCUUCAGCGCCCGCCUCACGGAACUCAGCGAGUUCGGCCUCGACCUACCGGACUGCACACACCUGCUGAGCUGGACCAAUCAGCAUUACCCGCGUAUGCUGCAGGAGCCAGAGCUGGUGUGUGAGGUGGACAUUAAAGAGCCGCUGCUGCCUGCUGACGUACUGAGACCUCUGGAGGAGCAGUACAUGGAGCACAGAGAGACUGAGCUGAAGAGAUGCGUCGAGACAGUUCUGCAGAUGGCAGAGCAAGCCUGGAGGGGCGGAGCUACACAAAUGAUUGACGGCUGCUACUCUAGUCCUCUGGCCAUUGACACCAUACAGUGUGUGGAUGCAAACCUGAAGUCUUGCCGGGAGAUUCUGGGUGAUGACAGCACACACACACACACACUGCUGGCAACCCUGAUACCCUUCUUCCGCCGCUACAAGCACUUCCUGGAGCGGGUGCUGAGGCAGAGUGGCGCCCACAGCAGGCCCGUUGUCAUGGCGAAUCUCACCUGUCUCCGGCAGUUCAGGGAGUUUGUAACUGGAGAAACUCCUUUCCCCGAUGAUGUCCGUAUUAGCUGCGUUUCCUUGGUAACCAAUAUGAGAGAUGCCUGCCACACCCACUUAACCAGCGUCAUUCAUCAGAACAUUAAGGAGACCUACCGUAAGCUGUGGAGUCAUAACUGGCUCCAGAAGAGUGGGAGAGUGUGUGAGCAGCUCCGAGAUGGACUCAACACACACCUGCAGGACCUCACAGCCCUGGACCACACCAGCAGACAGGAGCUACUGGGCGUGCUCCAUGAGGAGGUGCUGCUGGAGUAUGUGCGGAGGAUGAUGAAGAGGAAGAUCAAACUGAAGGACAAACAGCAGCAGGAGCAGGCGGCCACAGCACUGUGCUCCGACAACCAGGACAUACACACCGUCUUCAUGGAGGCAGGUUCUACAGAAGGCUGGAUUAGCAAGGUCCUGCCUGAACUAGCAAACCUGCUGAAGAUCCAAGAUCCCGACGCCAUCCUCCUGCAGCUCGUCACCCUCACUGCAGAACUACCUGAUAUCAGUGUUGGUCAUGUCUCAGCGCUGCUGCAGCUGCGGGGGGGUCUGUCGGAUCGAGACUGUAAGAAGAUCAAGGAGACCUUCACUGAACUGAGUGGAUCACAGAACACACACACACACACACACACACGCCUGUUCUUCAGCAAAGUCAAACUUACGUAAAUGAGUUCAUACAUACACACAUUAGGGUGACUAGACAAUGCAGUUGUCUGUAUUUCUUUCUGUAACCAGCAGCCUGUAUUUUUUAACCUGCUUUGUAAACCUGAAGUUUGCUUAAUAAAUCCUUUGGCUUUUUUUUG